AAGGAGAUGUGGGAGACCAUCAAGCGGUACUUUGGGGACGGCCACGUCCUCGGGUCUGCUCCGCUGCGCUACAACAUGCACAUCUGCGACAUGAAGAGGCAGGCGUCGACUCCCGUGGCGCAGAAGAAGGGGAGCGCCUGGUACGGCAUCGAAAUCAGCGAGCAGGCGAUGCCGUUGUACUCUGUGUUAGGCGACACAUGCGAACCCCCCUGCACCUGCAACGACAUGUCGGCCUCGCACCCAGACGACUACGUCAUCACGUCCGGCAAAAACGACAAAGAUCCAGACAAUGUCAGCCUGUACAUCAUGCGCGACGUGCUAAGCUGGUGGGUGCACUGGGGCGGCGUGCUGCGGCCCGAGGACUACUGGAAGCAAAUCUACGUCGCCUUCGCCGCGAUUCCAGACGACGUGCAACUGCCCCCCAAGGACUUCCUCAACGGCUCCUACCGCUUUCUAGGCCACACGUGGGACGACUGCAAGCAAGGGCUCCUCCGCGAGGGUCUGCCCCCGGCCGAAGUGGAAUUCGUCGAGAUGUGCCUGUGGCGGCAGAUGCUGACGCAGUACUUUGAAAAAGUCGACCCGGGCGUUUACGCGCUGCUCAAGAGUAAAACGACGCUCAUGACGCAGUACCGAGUUUUGACGGGCAACACUCUGGGUUGCGCGGCGCUGAUUUUGGCGACUGACGGGCUUGUCUCGGGCGGGGUGGAUGACAACGCGCUCGAGGCGGCGUCCAUUGCCCAGUGCAUGAGCAUGGACAUGGCGAAGGAGGCGCUGGGGAUUCUUCAGGGCGAAAAGACGGAGACGGUGGCGGGCGACCGCGUGCAGCUCAAGCGCGAGCUGCGCUGGGUCUACGUGCGCUGCAUGGAGUAUCUCGAGACGCAGCCCAACGCGCAUCUUUUGCGCCGGUUUGGCUCGUCGGGUCUGCACUACGUGCCCAUGAUGGAUCGCUAUCUUGAGCGCGUGCGCGGCCAUGUGCGGUUCCCCAUCACGGGUGCCAAGGCGCGCAUUCUUGAGCCGUUCAUCAACCGGGCUUAUGUGUCUGACGACAUCAAUCCGGAUGGCCUGCCGAGCAAGAAGGCCAAGGGGCAUGGGAUAAGCGGGGUGAACGGCGUCAAGACUGCUAUGCCACAGGAGGUUGCGCCCGUUUCUUGAAUAUGUAUUCGGUUCAGUUGUCGUUGGUCUGGUGGGCCAGCCAGUCAUGUCUCUUGUGGUAUAGGAGUUGCAGGGUUGCUUCAACAUUCC
Canariomyces notabilis is the source of this 1242-nucleotide messenger RNA. RefSeq lists its product as uncharacterized. The coding region runs from base 7 to 1152 and encodes 381 amino acids. The record is from RefSeq and is a predicted model, not a curated record. The transcript has 3 exons. NCBI's taxonomy places the organism in Eukaryota, Fungi, Ascomycota, Sordariomycetes, Sordariales, Chaetomiaceae.